Aspergillus vadensis CBS 113365 is the source of this 800-nucleotide messenger RNA. Its product is annotated as 60S ribosomal protein uL23. Gene Ontology annotation, cellular component: ribosome; cytosolic large ribosomal subunit. Gene Ontology annotation, molecular function: structural constituent of ribosome. The record is from RefSeq and is a predicted model, not a curated record. Gene Ontology annotation, biological process: translation; ribosomal large subunit assembly. Lineage: Eukaryota; Fungi; Ascomycota; Eurotiomycetes; Eurotiales; Aspergillaceae. The transcript has 4 exons. Bases 1 to 465 code for a protein of 154 amino acids.
AUGGCUCCCAAGGUGGAUAACAAGCAAGGCAAGACCAAGCCCAGCGACAAGGCUGGUGCUGCCGCCAAGGCAGUCAUUAAGGGUGCUGGUGCGCACAAGUCUCGUAAGGUCCGCACCUCUACGACCUUCCACCGCCCCAAGACCCUUCAGCUUUCCCGGUCGCCCAAGUACCCCCGCAAGUCGAUCCCCCAUGUCCCUCGCCUCGAUGCGCACAAGGUCGUCCUCUACCCUCUCAACACCGAGAGCGCCAUGAAGAAGAUCGAGGAGAACAACACCCUGGUCUUCAUCGUCGAUGUCAAGUCCAACAAGCGCCAGAUCAAGCUCGCCCUCAAGAAGCUGUACGACGUUGACACCGUCAAGGUCAACACCCUCGUCAGACCCGAUGGACUGAAGAAGGCCUACGCCCGUCUAACCCCUGACGUUGAUGCUCUGGACAUCGCUGCCACCAAGCUUGCCAUCGUCUAGAUAUUUUUCAUUUAGGGUUUGGGUGAAUUUUUAUUUUGCGCGGUGGUUCAUAAAUAUCAGUCAUAAAGUUAGCUGCCAAUGCUUGAAUGAGGGCUGAAUGAUCGUUUCCAAAAAAGAAGAGGGAAUUACUCGAAUGCAUGAAUACCACGAAUAAAUCUGGUUCUAGGCUCCGUAGAUCUUAAACCAUUGCCGCGGACUCCUAGGCUACUUGCCUAUCCUAGGCCUAGUGUUUAGUUAAGAGGGUACAAAUCUAUGUAUGUCACAGUAUUACAUGCGCAAGCCACCAGAGCUGAAAAGUGAACCUCCGACACACUCACAGUGCUAUUCCAUGUGGC